AUGGCAAUGGCGGCGCCCAGGCCCAAGUCGCCGCCGUCCUCGCCGGACCCUUGUGGCCGCCACCGCCUGCAGCUCGCCGUCGACACGCUCCACCGCGAGAUCGGAUUCCUCGAGGGCGAAAUUAAUUCCAUUGAAGGGGUGCAUGCUGCAUCCAAAUGCUGCAAAGAGGUUGAUGAGUUCGUAGGAAAGAAUGCCGAUCCAUUCAUAACGAUUUCGUCGAAGAAUGGGAACACCGAUCGAUCUCACCAAUUGCCAAAGAAGUUUCGGUAA
Molecule: messenger RNA, 270 nt
Organism: Lolium rigidum
Lineage: Eukaryota; Viridiplantae; Streptophyta; Magnoliopsida; Poales; Poaceae
Product: guanine nucleotide-binding protein subunit gamma 3-like
Exons: 4
Coding region: 1-270 (89 amino acids)
Source: RefSeq, a predicted model, not a curated record